Messenger RNA from Rhizophagus irregularis DAOM 181602=DAOM 197198, 1708 nucleotides. RefSeq lists its product as uncharacterized. NCBI's taxonomy places the organism in Eukaryota, Fungi, Glomeromycota, Glomeromycetes, Glomerales, Glomeraceae. The record is from RefSeq and is a predicted model, not a curated record.
AUGUCAUGUUCAAAAAUAUUUUCAGGAGAUUUACCUGAAUUAACAUAUAAAAUUAUAAAAUAUUUUCAGAAUGAUUAUUCAACUUUACAUUCAUGCAUUUUAAUUAAUAGAUUAUGGUGUCGCCUAACGAUUCCAUUAUUAUGGGAAAAUCCAUUUUCAAUUCCUACAAAUAAUUUUAAUUUUAUUGAAACUUAUUUUAAAACGAAAUUAAAUGAAUCUAAAAUUAAUAAUGAUUCAUUAUUAUUACCUUCAAAUACAUUAUUCAAUUAUCCUAAAUUUUUAAAAUAUUUGUAUACAUAUAAAUUUACUUUUUGUAUUGCGAAAUGGUUAGAAACUUCAAAACCUAAAAUUGGAUUAUAUUCAGUAACUGGGUUAAAUGAUAUGUGUAUAUCAUUAUUUAAAAUAUUUAUUGAAAAUGAAGUAAAUUUACAUACCCUAGAAAUUGAGGUCUCAAGUACUUAUUAUAAUACAUGUCUUGAUAAGAUUCUUGAAUUAAUUUUACAGAAUAAAAAUUUUAUUCAUAAUAUUAAAAAUUUGAAACUUUUUAUCGGAGAUUAUGAUGAAUUUAAAUUAAUUAAAAAUCGUAUAACAGAAAUAAUUAAUUUACAACAAAAUCUUAAGAAAAUUUUAAUAGGUUAUGAUGAUUUACCUUCAUAUCAAUCAUUAUUAUUAUUAAAAGAAUAUAAUUGUUCAAAUACUUUAAAUACAAUCACUUUUUAUCAUGUUAAUUUUAAUGAUAUAUUCAAUUUUUAUAAAAUAUUUGAACAAUUAAAUGUUUUAGAAUCUGUUAAUAUUCUUUAUUGUUCUUUUUUAAAUACUGAUUUUAUUCAACAAAUUAUUAAUUUAACUAAACCAUUUAAAUUGAAAUCUUUAUUUAUAAAUGAAUUAUUUCAAAUUGAAUCAUUACAUUUAUUAUUACAAAAAUCUGGUGAUUCUUUAGAAAAUUUCGGUUUCGAUUUUAAUCGUAAUACAAUACCAAGAAAAAUAUUAUUAGAAUUAUUUAUAAAAUAUUGUAAAAAUAUUAAAUUUCUUGAUUUAUUUGAAUUUGAAAUUCAAAUUACUUAUAAAAUAUUUGAUUUAAUUGAAAGUAUUAAAAAAAAUCUUAAUUAUCUUUCAAUUCAUAUAUGGGAAGAUAAUCGUCAUUUAUCAAUUGGUAAUUCAAUAAUAUUACAAAAUUUAGGACAAAUUCUUCCUAAUAAAUUAGAAUAUAUAAAUUUGUCUCUUGUUAUUAAAGAAAAUGAUUUUAAAGUUUUCUUGGAAAAUUCUCAAGAUAUUUUUAUUAAUAAAUUAUUAAUAUUUCGACAAGGUGGUAGUGAUGAUAUUUUACCUUAUAUAAAGAAAUAUAUUAUGAAGGAAAAAAGAGUUAGAUAUUUAGCUAUUGAGAAUAUUAAAAAACGUAGAGAAUUAUCUGAUUUGAAAGAUAUAGUAAAGGAAUUCAAGUUACAUAAUAUUAGAAUUCAAAGUUAUAGAGAUUUAUCCAUUAAUUUUGAUGAUUUUACAAUGAAUAUUGAUUAGUUUCAUGCAUAUGUGUUAAUAAAAGUUGCUUAAUAAAUUUAUUUAUUAUUGAGAAAUUUUUUUAUUCAUGACGAUUUUAUAAAUAUGAAAUCAAUGGACCUAGGGUUGGAUCAGUCUGUUCCGGUCCGGUCAACUUUUUCGGCAGUCAGGACCGGUCCAGCGGUCCAUGGCUAGUCUUUUGGCCUAUAUCACU